Molecule: messenger RNA, 1861 nt
Organism: Cryptomeria japonica (Japanese cedar)
Lineage: Eukaryota; Viridiplantae; Streptophyta; Pinopsida; Cupressales; Cupressaceae
Exons: 8
Coding region: 325-1431 (368 amino acids)
Source: RefSeq, a predicted model, not a curated record
GGCUGUUCUUCGGUAAUUCCGUUUCCCGAUUGGCGUCGUCUGAACGGAUAUAUAAAAGGAUUUGGAGCACGGUCUAAUAUACUCGUUCAAACUAAAAAAACGAGUAUUUGACAGGCGAAUUGUUCAUAUUCGGGGAAUAUGCGUGUGUUAUUUGGUCGGGAUUUUGGCUUAUAUAUUUGGCUUCCCUGAGUGUCUGGUAUCUGAGGUUAUAAUUAUUCUCUCUGUCAUCUCAAAGACGGUUUGAUUGACUGCUCAUAUACAAACAAGAAGGGAGAAUUGAAUAAAGAAGAGGCCGUGGGUUUCGAUCUUGGGAUCAAUCUAAAGAUGAGGGCGCCUUCUAUAUUUGCAUGUUUGCCUGGGUUAGCACCGCAUUUUUUAUCUCAAUCUGCGGAAAAGGAUCGUUAUCUUGGUGGGCUGAGCCAAAAAUCCUUGCCGCCCCCACCUCCGUCUGUCGAAGUUCUUCCCUCUAAGGAUGCUCAACAUGACAAAUAUACUACCGAGCCUGUGAAUUUGCAAGGAAGCCUCAUUUUAUAUAAGGGGCGAGUAAACACUGCUGAUGUUCUUGGAGUGUGUAAUUCAGAUCUAGUUCCUGGAAAGUAUGAAGGGGGUCUCAAGCUCUGGGAGAGUUCUCUUGACCUAGUAAAUACCCUUAAACGGGAGAUCCGUGAUGGUCAGCUGUCAUUCAGGGGAAAGCGUGUUUUAGAGCUUGGAUGUGGUCAUGGUCUACCUGGUAUUUUUGCAUGCCUAAAGGGUGCAUCAACAGUCCAUUUCCAAGAUUUCAAUGCUGAGGUGUUACGAUAUCUCACCAUACCAAAUGUACAUGUAAACCUUCAAAAUGCUCAUGAGAGACUUGGUCGUCUCUGUGAUGGCCCAGUAACACCCACCCGAACAACUACCUUAUCACCUGAUGUCCACUUCUAUGCCGGGGAUUGGGGAGAGUUGCAUACCGUUCUAUCUGUGGUUGGGCAGAAUCAGUUCAUUGCAUCAGGUGACAUCAGUUUAAACUUUUCUGAGGAUGAUUUAUAUCUGGACCGCUCUAGCAGCCACAAUAGCAGUGGUGCUAAUCAGGAAACACCAAUGGACUCUAGUCAUUGUCAACAAGUGAGGCAGAGAAAGCUUUCUGGAAGUCGUGCUUGUGAGCGGGCUAGUGAAUCUGAUCCUUCAGAGGGUGGUUAUGAUAUUAUUUUGAUGUCAGAAACUGUCUAUUCUUUGGUUUCCAUGCGGAAUUUGUACAGUCUCAUGAAAAAGUGUCUUCGACCACCAUAUGGUGUUGUCUACUUGGCUGCUAAAAAGCUUUAUUUUGGAGGAGGAGGGACUCGACAGUUCCGAUCUUUGGUAGAAGAGGAUGGCAUCUUGUCAGCACAUUUGGUAGUAGAAGUUGCAGAUGGUUCUUCAAAUGUCAGGGAGAUCUGGAAAUUCUUUUAUAAGUGAGAGUGACCAAUAAGAGUUGGAUGUAAUGGAAUACCUUCUUGUUUUGGAAAACCUCUAGUACUGGAAUCACAGGAUGGGAUGACAAAGACUAAACUGAACUUGUGAUUGUCAUUCUGGAUGGGUUACUGGUAUUUUGUGAGAACUAACGCCAAAGGCUGUUAUGAUUCGUUUUGAUGAGAAUCUUGUAAAUGGACGACGUCCAUGUAAACUCUGUUCUAUUAUAGUUAUUUUAGCAUACCACAACAUUCUUUGCAGCGGAUAUAGAUCGUAGAAGUGAAAACAAGCUUCUAUUGGUGUGGUUAAAGCAAGAUAAACUGGCCAUUAUUGUAGAUUCCCAUUGUUGUAGUUGGUCAUUCUUAUAUGUUUAUCAUUACAUGAUGAUGAUAAAAUGUACAUAUUAUUCAAUAACGAAGAAAAUUUUGGUUAAUUA